AUGGAUAAAAAACAGGAAAAGAAAAAAAAACGGAAAAAGGACAAGGAGGAGAAGGAAAAAGCGCCCAGUUACUUUUCGGACACUAUCACGUUCUGCGGCACAAUCGUCCGGGACUCCAUGGCCAGCGCAGCGGAGGCGAUACAGAGCAACUAUUACCCCAUUAAGGAGUCUAUUCUGAAUAUGUACGACAGCUACUUUUGCGAUAAUUCUCAACACAGCAGUAGGAGGGUGAAUGGAGGGGUCCCCUUCUUCACUGUGAAUCAGGACAGUUCGAAGAAGAAGUAG
Plasmodium inui San Antonio 1 is the source of this 285-nucleotide messenger RNA. RefSeq lists its product as hypothetical. NCBI's taxonomy places the organism in Eukaryota, Apicomplexa, Aconoidasida, Haemosporida, Plasmodiidae. The transcript has 2 exons. The coding region runs from base 1 to 285 and encodes 94 amino acids. The record is from RefSeq and is a predicted model, not a curated record.